Sus scrofa (pig) is the source of this 1772-nucleotide messenger RNA. It is a transcript of the gene LURAP1L, whose product is annotated as leucine rich adaptor protein 1 like. Gene Ontology annotation, biological process: positive regulation of canonical NF-kappaB signal transduction. Lineage: Eukaryota; Metazoa; Chordata; Mammalia; Artiodactyla; Suidae. The record is from RefSeq and is a predicted model, not a curated record.
UAAAGUUUCCGAGGCUUGGAGGAACACAAUGAUUUGGAUCAAACAGCCUAAAUGGGAAGAAGGAUAUUUCUGCUGCAUCGAGGAAGCCGUUAAACUUCUGUUAAACGAACUCUCUCUUUUUUUUAUGCGUCUAUGCACACGACCGACCUUCUCUACCGCUGACCAGAAAUUAUCUCAGACAAUCCAGGAUAUUCUGAAAGCUUGGAGACAUAUGGCUGGAAAAUGAAACGACCCUGGAGUGUGGCCACAUCAUUAUUUUGUGUCGCAUGGUACCAGAUGGGCAGUUGGUGAAUAGCGAUGGGAUGUGAACGGACACUUUCAUAAUGUGAAUUUCCCCCGCCCCGCAGAGCUAAAGCAGACUUUAUUUCCCUCUCUUUUUGGUCUAUAGUACUUGCAAUUUCCUCCUCUCUGUAAUAUCAAUUAACUCAACUUGGCAGUGGGGUGGCCAAAAAAGAAGAAGAUGAAGUGGGUUCUAUAAUCUCAGUAAGUGUCGGGGGAGUCACAGCGCCCAGGGAACUGCGGCUGCCACCCGCUGCGUCCUGUGUGGAUUUCAGGGCUGAUAUCGCCCUGGCGGUUAUGGAGCAGACGGUGCACUCGAUCUUUCAAGGAUAGAGAUCCGGGCUCCAGAGGGGUGCGCUGAGCUCCAGGCAACCUUGGAGGCUACUGCUGCCUCUCAUCCGCAGCCUUUUAUUACCAUUUUCAUCGUUCUUGAGAAGUCAUGGAAGACGGCCCACUGCCCGACCUCAGAGACAUUGAGCUGAAGCUGGGGCGUAAAGUACCUGAGAGCCUAGUGCGCUCGCUCCGUGGGGAGGAGUCGGUUUCCCAGGAAAGGGACAGAGACCCCCGCGGGGGGAGCAGCAACAGCAGCAGCGGUGGAGGCGGCUGCAUGAGUAGCAGCAGCAGCAGCAGCUGCAGUUUCCCACUCUCCUUGUCAUCCUCUUCUUCGUCCUCCCCAACCUCUAUCUCCCCACGACGUAGCCACUCCAGUAGUGCCCUGGAGAGGCUGGAAACCAAGCUUCACCUCCUCCGGCAAGAGAUGGUUAACCUCAGAGCCACAGAUGUCAGGCUCAUGCGCCAGUUGCUCCUUAUUAAUGAGAGCAUUGAGUCCAUCAAGUGGAUGAUUGAAGAGAAGGCCACUAUCACCAGCCGAGGCAGCAGUCUCAGUGGCAGCCUGUGCAGCUUACUGGAGAGUCAGAGCACCUCCUUACGUGGCAGCUACAAUAGCCUCCAUGAUGGCAGUGAUGGGCUGGAUGGCAUCUCUGUAGGGAGCUAUUUGGACACUUUGGCAGAUGAUGUUCCAGGCCAUCAGACUCCAUCAGACUUGGACCAAUUCACUGACAGCUCCAUUCUAGCAGACUCACAGACAGUGCACAAGCGUCCCAAGUUGGAUUCUGAAUACUACUGCUUUGGCUGAUGACCCAGUUUUUUGCAUGGGGUUGUUGUGCAAUUAACCUGUAUUUGUCCUUCUCUGCUGCUAUAUUUUUGGUGUGAUUUUUUAAAAAAUAUGACAACCUUCUAAAAAGAAGCUUAUUUUGAAUGGCUUGAUGGUAUUUCUGUUGCUCCUAUUACUUCUCUGGUUUGAUUUGUUUCUCUCUUCCAUCUCUAUUUUUAUUUAUUAUGAUGAUUUUUCUCCCUUCUUUCACAGUGGCACAAAUAAAGUAGGGGGAAAGAAUAAGCAAUAAUUACAUUUUUGCUUUUAUUCUCAGAGCAAGGGGUCAGGGAUUCUAAGAAAAACUUUGCUAAAUUUUACAAUAAACCAAAGUCUGAUAAUA